UUUGAACGUGAGCCAGCAACAGAAGAUGGAAGCGGAGCAGAAAGCGCUGUGCCUGGAAGUGCUGGAUGACUUCUUCAAGCUAGAGAUCUCGGAACCAUUCCGUGAGCGCGUGAACUGGGAAGAAUGGGGUCUCUACGAUUACCUCCAGGUCGUCAAGACUCCCAUGGACAUGGGCACCGUCCGUGUGAAGCUGAACAAAGGCGAGUACAAGAAGCCAGAAGAGUUUGGCAGGGACAUGCGGUUGAUUUGGGACAACUGCAAAUUGUACAACCAGGAUGGAUCAGACCUGUGGGCCGUGGCAGACGAAUUGGCCAAGAUGUUUGAUGACAAAAUGAAAGAACUCAAGUUGGACGACGGGUCGUCGUCGAAAUCCUCGUCGUCGGACGUCACUUUGGAGGAACGUAUCGUGUUUAGCCAGGACAUUUACAAAAUCUCGAGCAAAGACCUCGGCAUUGUCGUGGACAUGCUGGAAGAGCUGUGUCCUAAAGCUCUCGAAAAGGUACGUUUGCCUCCACCUUAGCAAUGUAUCCAACGAUGCGCCAAAGAACGCAGACGAGAUCGAGUUGAACGUGGAUGCGAUUGACGCGAAAGCGUUCAAGGAAAUCGACGCGUUCAUCAAAGACUGCGUGCCGGGCGGUGCGUUGCCUCGCACGUUGAAGAAGAGCAAGCGCAAGAAGGACAAAGAGAGCAGCGACAAGUCGUCCAAGCGGCACAAGGAAUAGACUGCCAACGUGGGGUCGUGGUGGAUUCAUGCAUCAUGCUUGCAAUCGCUUGAAUAUAUCUUUGAUCGACA
Aphanomyces invadans is the source of this 793-nucleotide messenger RNA. RefSeq lists its product as hypothetical. The transcript is spliced from 4 exons. NCBI's taxonomy places the organism in Eukaryota, Oomycota, Saprolegniomycetes, Saprolegniales, Verrucalvaceae. Gene Ontology annotation, cellular component: chromatin; nucleus. Bases 26 to 520 code for a protein of 164 amino acids. Gene Ontology annotation, biological process: chromatin remodeling; regulation of DNA-templated transcription. The record is from RefSeq and is a predicted model, not a curated record.